Lepus europaeus (European hare) is the source of this 3728-nucleotide messenger RNA. It is a transcript of the gene MAP7, whose product is annotated as microtubule associated protein 7. The record is from RefSeq and is a predicted model, not a curated record. NCBI's taxonomy places the organism in Eukaryota, Metazoa, Chordata, Mammalia, Lagomorpha, Leporidae. Gene Ontology annotation, cellular component: microtubule cytoskeleton. The transcript has 18 exons. The coding region runs from base 25 to 2232 and encodes 735 amino acids. Gene Ontology annotation, biological process: microtubule cytoskeleton organization.
CUCCCGGCGCGUCAUCGGAGCACCAUGGCGGAGCUGGGAGCAGGAGGCGACGGCCACAGGGGCGGCGACGGCGCAGUGCUGAGCGAAACAGCGCCUGACAGCAAUAAAGUGCAAGAUAAGAAAAUUGCCCCGAACCGUUCCUCCUCUGUGGUUACAGGACAAAGCAGCAGCCACUCAGGAAACAAACCAGACCCCCCACCAGUGCUUCGGGUUGAUGACCGGCAGCGGCUGGCCCGGGAGCGUCGCGAGGAACGGGACAAGCAGCUAGCUGCACGAGAAAUUAUCUGGUUGGAGAGAGAAGAGCGCGCCAGGCAGCACUAUGAGAAGCACCUGGAAGAACGGAAGAAGAAGUUGGAGGAGCAGAGACUGAAGGAGGAGCGGCGGAGAGCGGCGGUGGAGGAGAAGCGCCGGCAGCGACUGGAGGAGGACAAGGAACGCCAUGAAGCUGUUGUCCGGCGCACGAUGGAAAGAAGCCAGAAGCCAAAGCAGAAGCCCAACCGAUGGUCAUGGGGAGGCCCUCUGCACGGGGGCCCUGGCAUCCACGGCACAGAUCCAGACAGGCGGUCAGUUUCCACCAUGAAUCUUUCGAAACAUGUUGAUCCCGUCAUUAGCAAGCGGCUCUCCUCCUCAUCUGCAACUUUACUAAAUUCUCCAGAUAGAGCUCGCCGCCUGCAACUCAGCCCAUGGGAGAGCAGCGUUGUUAACAGACUCCUGACGCCCACACACUCGUUCCUGGCCAGAAGUAAAAGCACGGCUGCCCUGUCUGGAGAAGCAGCAUCUUGCAGCCCCAUCUCCAUGCCCUCCAAAGCCGCACACUCUAGACAUCCGGUGGAUCGACCAAAAUUCUUUGUAACGCCGUCCGAGGGCUCUGCACGCAGGAGGACCGUUCAUGGCACGGCGGGCUCUAAAAGAGACAGAGAUCGAGAGAACAUCCCCUUCCACCUCACACCCGGCGUCCGACGGGCUCUGUCUCCAUCGAAUCCCAAAGCGAGGUCGUCGGCUCCCUCCCGACUUUGGCUCCCGUCCAAGUCCUUUCCGCACUUGCCCGGCACACCGCGCCCAGCAUCCUCCCUACUUCCUGGCGCCAUCAAAGCUGCUCCUGCUCAGGUCCGGCCCCCUUCCCCUGGCAACAUCCGCCCUCUCAAGAGAGAAGUCCGAGUGGAACCUGAGAAAAAAGACCCCCAGAAGGAGCCUCCAAAAGUUGCCAACGAGCCCGCACUGAAGGGCAGAACACCUCUAGUGAGGGUGGAAGAAGCCACGGUUGAAGAGGGGACACCUGGCGAGCCAGAAGCCGACACUGCUGCUCCAGCUGAGGCACCAGCUCCAGCCGCGGGCCCGGCCGAGGCCCCCGGCCAGGCCGCCCCUGUGACGGCCACUGCUUCUCCCAAGAUGUCCGCAGGCACCACCGACCCGGAAGAGGCCACCCGUCUGCUAGCUGAGAAGAGACGGCUGGCCCGAGAGCAGAGAGAGAAGGAGGAAAGGGAGAGGCGGGAGAGGGAAGAGCUGGAACGACAAAAGAGAGAGGAACUGGCUCAAAGGGUGGCCGAAGAGAGGACGCGCCGCGAGGAAGAAUCCCGGCGGAUAGAAGCCGAGCAAGCCCGGGAGAAGGAAGAGCACCUACGGCUCCAGGCUCAAGAGCGGGAGCAGCGCGAGCGGGAGGAGAUGGAGCGUGUGCAGAAGCAGAAGGAAGAAGAAGCUCGUGUUCGCGAAGAAGCCGAGCGGGUCCGGCAGGAGCGGGAGAGGCAUUUCCAGCGGGAAGAGCAGGAGCGCCUGGAGAGGAAGAAGCGACUUGAGGAGAUUAUGAAGAGGACCCGGAGGACAGACGCCACAGAUAAGAAAACCAUUGAUCAGAGAAAUGGCGAUAUCCUCAGGGGAGCUGUCACUGGAGAAACAGAGCUGUCUGCACUUCCAGGCAUGACAAACUCUCCAGGAAAUGGAGCACCAGUGCCCAGCCCGCUUGUGGUCACCUCACACCAAUCGAAAGUGACCAUGGAUAGCACACCCAAUUUGGAAAAACAACCAAAUGAAAAUGGAGUCUCUGUUCAAAAUGAAAAUUUUGAAGAAAUUAUAAAUUUACCCAUUGGAUCUAAACCAUCCAGAUUAGAUGUCACCAACAGUGAGAACCCAGAAAUCCCUUUGAAUCCAAUACUGGCCUUUGAUGAUGAAGCGACACUUGGGCCCUUGCCUCAAGUAGAUGGUGUUCAAACACAACAGCCCGCAGAAGUUAUAUGAGCAUUUCUUUUGAAGAACCAAAGCAGAAAUUUCCUAAGAAUUUCUACGAUGAAUGGAAUUCCUUUCAUGCUAUAAAGGAGCAUCCUGCCCCUCCCCCUCCAGUUUUCUAAGGAUUUCUUGAUCACCCUUUUGAAAAGACUUUAUUAAAACCAGCUGAAGACAACAGACUGGAUAGCUUUUCUAAUAACUUUCGCCAAUAGAAAGGAACGCUCCUUACUCUUCAGUACUUUAAAACAGCUUUUUCCAGUGUGCUCCUUCUUAGCAAAUCAAUAUUUUUCUGCAUUCUUUAAGAAAAAGACAAGAACAUUUCACUCUAAAGAAAUGGGUUGGCCAGGCAUGACUUUUCCCUUAGAUAUUUUGGUCUUAAAGGCUUAACAUGUAAAAUUGGCACCGAAAAAAAAAAUUUACCUUUACCAAUAUAAUACUUGAAAAAUAAGUACCUCUUUGCUCUACAAGUAGAGUGACUGGGGGCCAUGUUUAAAUUCAACCUGUGUGUUUAAAUAUGAUUGCGAGGAGCUCUAUUUGUCGAGGCAAAUCACAGGCAGAUUACCAGGUCCUGGUAAGUGCAGCUUGGCCAUGAAUGCUCUGCAAACGCAGCUGUCACGUCCUUCUUGCACCUCCUUUUAUGAAAGCAUACUAACAAGUUGUAAAAUGUGAAAAAAUACAACAUUAUUUUUUCAGAGCAAGAAAAUAACUUAAUGUGCUCUUAAAUAAUGUAUUUAUAAAGGUUUUCCAGAUAAACAGAUCAAAUAAAUUAGAACACCGUGACCAUAUUGCAAAUCUGAUUUAUUAAAUGCAUCCCUUCCAGCACUCCCACCAGAGAAUGUUACUGACGAUUCAGGGUUAUUUGUGAAGUCUGUAUGUUGCUGCUGUCCCUGGUGACGAUGGGACUUACCUUUGCCUUACCUGAUCGCAAAUUAUAGUGGGGUGGGGGAGGGAGAUAAAGAUUUACUGUUUCUUUAAAUUAAAAAAAAAAAAAAUUGGUUUUGCUCGUUUCAGAGCAAUGAAACAGUGACGGGACACAGAACGUCCUCGCUGGGCGCGGCACCCGUCAGCUUCCCACUUAUCACUCGUGUCCUUCGCCUCUGCUGCUGAGCCCAGCUGUACAAACUUGCACUUUCACUCGCUGAUAUAAAUUCCAUUUUAUUUUUCCCUUUUUAGAGAUUGCUAAUGAAGAAAUGUAGGAGGAGAGGGAAUGUGUGUUUUUAUGUGGAGUGUUACAGAUAAAUUUGUACCACUAUAAGGUGUUUUUAUCAAACAAGGGGUUGGUUACUGAAUUCAAUGAUACUUCAUCUAUUGGACUAUUUCUUUUCAAUCCAAGCAUAUGGUCUUAGCUUGUAAUUUACUAAAACAUUCAUUUGAGUUUUUUCCCUAUUCUCAGUUGUCCAUGUACACAGUCAUUAUAUUAAAAAACAAAAAUCUGUUCAACUGAGUUGUUUUAUUUGUUUAGAUCAACCUAACAUAAAAAAAAAACAAAUAAAAUGUUGGACAUAGUU